Nymphalis io (European peacock) is the source of this 2081-nucleotide messenger RNA. It is a transcript of the gene NGR-A31, whose product is annotated as trissin receptor-like. NCBI's taxonomy places the organism in Eukaryota, Metazoa, Arthropoda, Insecta, Lepidoptera, Nymphalidae. The transcript is spliced from 7 exons. The record is from RefSeq and is a predicted model, not a curated record. Gene Ontology annotation, cellular component: membrane. Bases 231 to 1592 code for a protein of 453 amino acids. Gene Ontology annotation, molecular function: peptide binding; neuropeptide Y receptor activity. Gene Ontology annotation, biological process: G protein-coupled receptor signaling pathway.
CGUCACGCGCGGCCUGCUUUCUUGUUUCAGCUUUAAAACUGAUAUUUUUGAACGAUAUAAACGAUCUGAAAAAGUGAAAAAUAUUUAAAAGUGUUUGUGGUCUUUCAUGUUAUUUCCAAUUGUAGUUAUUGAACCUUUUUAUAGUUAAGCUUUGUUUCCAAGUAGUUUAAGAUGGACGAGCCGAAGUUUAAAAAACUAUUAAAAAGAUAAAUUAGAAAACAGCCGAAAUUAUGUACCGUGUGGAUCUAUCCGUGGAGUCUGAUUAUACUGUCGGCACUGUCCCGGAGACGGUAAAUGAGACGUAUGUUAGUGAUGUCAAUAACAGUACAUACAUAUCCAGAAGUAAUGAAAGCCAAUAUGCUAUGGAAGACGAGGAGUUUAUAUUCGACAGAACAGAUGUUAGGGCUAUAUUUAUCACGCUUUACACAAUCGUGUUCUGCUGCUGUUUCUUUGGAAAUCUUCUCGUAAUUCUAGUGGUGACUCUCUCAAGACGACUGCGGUCUAUAACUAACUUCUUUCUGGCUAAUUUGGCUGUUGCUGAUUUAUGCGUUGGAGUAUUCUGCGUUUUUCAAAAUCUAACAAUAUAUCUUAUUCCAAGCUGGGUGUUCGGAGAUUUUCUAUGCAAGAUGUAUCAGUUUGUGCAUUCGUUGAGUUACACAGCCUCGAUAUUUAUACUAGUAGUGAUUUGUACGGAGCGAUACUUCGCUAUCAUACACCCUAUAACGUGUAAACAGAUACUGACGUCAACGAGAUUGAGGUUGGUGAUUUUGGGUGUAUGGAUAACCAGUGCAGCCUACAGUGCUCCUAAGUUUAUAUGGGUGGAGACGAUCACAAACGACUUAGGCGACGGCCGCAUGGAAACAAUUUGCAUUCAACACCAGAUGAAAUACAACUCUAAAAUAUUCGACAUGGUCAAUUUUGGUCUUCUCUACGUGACACCUCUCUGCGUGAUGACGGUGCUCUACACAAGAAUCGCGGUGGGCUUAUGGCAGAGUUCACACGGACUCGGGCAGCUAGGACAGGGGAAAUGCUGUGCAACGCAGUGCCCACGCGUGGACAAAUCUGUCGCUGCAAGCUGUGAAACCCAGAGGACUCCUCUAGGAACAUCUGACACUAAGAGGAAAGUACCAACACCGCCGAGAAGUUCAAAAUCACAUGAAACUCGAAACUGUCAUCAUUUGAGCCACCUCUCCCGAAAUGUGCUGCGCGCGCGCCGCGGUGUCGUGCGCAUGCUGAUUGUCGUCGUGCUAACCUUUGCCAUAUGCAAUCUACCGUUUCACGCACGCAAGAUGUGGCAAAACUGGUCGAGCGGCUACCGGGGUACGAGUGACUUCAGCGCUCUCUUAACACCACUGACCUUCCUGAUCACAUACUUCAACUCUGGAAUUAAUCCGCUAUUGUACGCGUUCCUGUCUAAGAACUUUCGGAAAGGUAUGCGCGAACUCUUAUUUUGUAAUUUUCCCGGGAAAAGGAAGAGCGAUAAUUUAAUACUAUUGAAUCGCGUCGGUGGAAUGGGAUUGCGAAGGAGUUCAACACGAUCCACACGUGCUAACUGCAGCACGGUCACGAUGGCUCCCAAUGGGGACUCAUGAGGCUUACAUCGCCGCAGGUUUCUCUGUAAAAUCGAAAAUGCUGACAUAUCCUGAUCAACGGAGAGUACCGAUGAGGUGACUAGUAGCAGCUUUUGUACGGUUUCAACGAUUUCUAGACGAGAUUUGUACGAUUAAAUCUUUGUAAUGAGCCGAUUAAUUGUGAAAACCAAAAGGACUAUGUUGAAUUAGUGAUCUCAUGAGCUUACCAUAGUAUGUAUAUGUUGUGAUUGGUAAACGAUAUUUAUGAGCGAAAAUCUAUUUGUUUGUUUUCACUGUUGUAUAAACAAAUUAGGUACUUUAUUAAACUUCGUUUUAAAAUAUGUAUGUAAUAUUUUUUUCUUUUAAAUGUAAAUAUUUAUAUUGAAACUCUUCAUACAAAUUAAAUAAUAUUCAUAUGCUUGCAGAUAUAUUUAUGCAGAAUAAUGAUGUACCUUUACAAACAUAUUAGUAGUAGUUAAGUAUAGUAAGUUUAUUAAAAAUUUCUUACAC